Molecule: messenger RNA, 382 nt
Organism: Moneuplotes crassus
Lineage: Eukaryota; Ciliophora; Spirotrichea; Euplotida; Euplotidae
Source: the annotation of a GenBank genome assembly
AAUGUGGGACUGGAUUGACUAUUUCAUGGACGAUGGAGGUGAAGAAGACCUUGAACUAGACUUCGAACCUAUCACCAGAACUAAAGAUCCCCUUGCUGAUGAAGACCCUGUAGAUGUUGAAAGCGAUGGAGAUGGCGAUAUUUAUGAAGACGAAGAUACCCUCUUUGAGAAAAAGAUUAAGUCAUAUCAGGAAGACCCUGAGAUGGAAGUCGGAUUCCCAGAAGAUAAGCAGGAGUACGAAGCCACUCCUUGCCUGGAAGAAGUCAUUGAUGAGUAUGAGAGCUACACAAGAGGAAGAGCCCUAAAGCCAUUGAAGAAGGGAAUCGGUUUGAUGCUUCAUGGAGACGCUGAUUUCUUCAAUGACUCAGAGGUAGAUGAAUAA